AUGAAAAAUCCCCCAGCAGCUCUUUCACUUUAUCCUCUUGCAAACCCAAAAGGCGAAGAGCAUGGCUGUGAAGUAUGCUCUAAACCAGCAUGCUUACAAUGUGGGGUAUGCCGGAUCACGUAUUAUUGUGGAAUAGAGCAUCAGAAAAUUGAUUGGGUGGGAAUUCAUAAAAAGAUAUGUCUGGAUUUAAUAACGUUUCGAGAAUCUAAGGGAUUUGUAUCAAAGGACAAGCGUGAGAAGGAAAGCGAAGAACUUCAAAACAAAAAUCUUGAUCUGGUCCGGCUCACUCAGCUGGAGAGUCAAAAACUUUUGUUUAAAGGAAAAUCAGAGAAAGCCCUACCUGCUGCUUUACAGUGUUUGAGGUUUGCAGUGCGUGCAUAUGGAAUAGCUUGUGUUGAAUUAGUAUCACCCUAUCUAGUUCUUGCAGAAUCAUGUAUUGGUCUUGGGAAACUCAAUCAAGCUGAGACUUACCUUGCACAAGCUCAGUGGAUAGUACUUAAAGCACAACAUGGAUGCACAGAUAGUAUACAAUCACAGUUACAUCGUAAACUUGGUUUGUUAUAUGCUGCUAAAGGUAAUUAUGAACUAGCAUUGGCGAGUUUGGCGAAAGAUAUAUUUUAUGCAUCCCUCGAAUAUGGCACCGAUCAUAUUUGCACAGCUGGUGGUUAUUUUCAUAUGGCUGAAGUGUUUUAUGCGAUGUACAAAGCCAAUGGCAACAUAGGUUCCCUUGAUCAAAACUUUCCAGAAAAGUCAACUGAAUUUGUAUAUCCUUCGGUUACGCUGGAGAUUGCAGAAAUAAAUAAACAAAAUAAGUCUCACGGUCCAUUGAUUUAUCAAAGAAAAACGAAAUCAAACAACAGUCUUUCAACAAACUCAGAGUUUUGCAUUCAACCGCCUUCAUCAAAAGCUCAAGUAGUUGAAAAUUUGUAUACACGCGUAGUUAAUAUAUGGGCCAGACACUUAAGGGAAUUAGUAGAAAGCUUGUUAUUCAAACCUGUGUUCUCUGAAGACGUUGGUGCUAUUAUGGUGGAGACUACUCAAAAAGCUAAACAAACCCUAGAUGAUGCACAAAAAGCUGAAGCUGAAAAAAUGCUGUAUGCAAUUGAAAAAUAUCAUAAUCAGCGUAUCAAUGAAAAUGAGCUUAAUGCAAGUACUUGUAAUCCAGCCAAGCCAGAUCCAAAAGUUCAAUUGUAUUUGACUUUGUCAAUGCUAAACUAUAUUUUAGAAAGAAAGCAAGAAUCUAUACAAUAUUUAAUCAAAGCCAAAGUUGCAGCUGAAUUUAUGAUACAACAUCCAAAAAUCACUGUGAACAUCAAAUUGAUGGAACGUGCCUUCAGUGAUAAAAUAAUUCAACAAGUUGCAUAA
This is a messenger RNA of Schistosoma mattheei, 1365 nucleotides long. The record is from the annotation of a GenBank genome assembly. Lineage: Eukaryota; Metazoa; Platyhelminthes; Trematoda; Strigeidida; Schistosomatidae.